Molecule: messenger RNA, 2471 nt
Organism: Physcomitrium patens
Lineage: Eukaryota; Viridiplantae; Streptophyta; Bryopsida; Funariales; Funariaceae
Molecular function (GO): protein binding
Source: RefSeq, a predicted model, not a curated record
UGCUUCGCUGGGUUGCUAAAGGAUCUCUCGGCAGUCAGUGGCUGGUUGGCUGGAUGGUGGUGGGUUGGUUGGUUGCCCGUUUGUUUGUUUGUUUGUUUGUUCGUUUGUUCGUUUGUUUGUUUGUCCUUCAUCAGCACUUGCUUGGUUCGUGAGAGUCGGGGCGGAACACAGAGCUGCUGUUGCUGCUGGAGCAAGAGCCGGGAGGAGUGCCUACAAGCCAGAGAGCGCAUUCAAACGUCCCCCACCAGCGGUCGCCAAGCUGCUGCACCAGAGAAGCAGUAUUAACAGUACCAGAGAAGCAGUAUUAACAGCACCAGGCUCCGCCAGGCAUUUAGUAUCUUCUGUUGCAGAAUUGAUUGUUAUUUCCUCCAGUGCAGCCCUGGCCGGGCCUACGAGGUAGGCAGGGCGGAGGGAGGGCCCCACUUAGGGCCUCAUAAAUGCUGCCAUGGGUGAUAAGUCGGAGGAGAAAUCUGCUGUUUCGGUGGGAUCACAAUUUUGAAGCAGCCUGGAUCACAUUCAAGCGUGGUGGACAAAAGGAUGUAAAGGGGUUUUUCGGAGCUGGGGACGGAAGGCGUCUCGGCUAGCUCGGAGCCCCGGCUAGGAUAGUAAACCGAUCAUUCAGCAGUACUCUGGUGUUAAUGAGUGGGGAACAGCCUUGAAGCUCAAAACCCACUGACUUGCCCCUCGGUGUCGGUCACAGCAAGCCCUGCAGCUCGGCAAUUCAAGCGGGGUUGUCACUAGACCUUUGCGGAGUCUCGUACUUGUGCUGCCGCUAGCGGAUUCCGCACUCGGGCACCGUGCAGGUUUGCCGACCCCGAAUCGUCCCUUGCCUUCCAGUGUUUCUGAGAGCUUGGUUUCCAGUUUAUCUAAGAGUCUGGAUCGUCGGUCUGAGCGUGUGAGUGUAGGUGAGGAAGUUCGUGGACCUCAGGUAGCUGUGGCGAGGUUUAGUAGUGCUGGGAGGCGAAACCAAGCCUGCGGGAUGUGGUAGCGAUGGAGGUUGCUUGGAGAGGGUCAGAGCUGUGCGGUCCAGUGCUGGACAUAAAGAGUAAGCGCGCAUGGGGGGCAGAUGCCCAUAAAUUGAUGCAACUGAUGAUGGGCCAGAUUCCGUCCGAGGAUACGAAGCCAGCAGCAGCCACGGAAUCAAGUGUCACUCUGGAUUUGUUUUGCAAGGCUGAUCCAUCUCCGCGCUGCGCAGUGCAAUUGGGUAUCGCCUGUAAUACAACCUCCUCGCCGGGGUUUCUGGAACUUGACCCCAGUGAGGAACCCCUCCCUUCCGGCUGGGAGAAAUGCCUGGACCUCAAGACAGGCAAGCUCUACUACGUGAACAAGAGCUCUGGUGUGAGCAGCUUGGACAAUCCCCGGAAGCGAUGCACUACCGACCUAUCACUCGCCCAUGAGUUUCUGGGCAGUAAGAAGUCCGAGACUCUCCAGCAAGAGAAUUUGAUAGCAUCAUCCUCUUCCUCGUCAGGAAAUCCUCGCCAAUGCAGCAGACAGAAGCAGCAGCAGCAUUCCCAGCUCUCGUUGUUUGCUACGGGAAAGCAGCAGUGGAACUUGCAGCCUGACGAUCGUCGUGGUCCUCUGAACUGCCGAUACUCCCCGGAACCGGCGGAGGAGCCUGAAUUCCACUUGGAACUGGACCUGAAUUUGUCCACGGGGGGCGCGUCCUCUCCCUCGCGUCGUCCGGAGCAACAAACUGUGUGCACCAUGGAGAUGAUCCAAAACGCACUCAAGAGAACAGAGUCGAAACCCAGUCUCAUCAAGCGGGAGUUUCUGCCCACUCUGCAGCACAAGUACUCUUCCUUCACAUCUGUCGUCUCCGCCCACUCUGGGUCGUCGGGUGCGUCUCCAUCCACAAGCAGUUCCUCGUCUACUUCCCCAUGGCUCGGUCACGGAGCAGCCCCUCUGGACGAGUCGCGGCAAUCCUUCAAGUCAUCCAUCACAGGAUGUGAAGCUGAAUGUGCGAAAGCUGAGAACGUCGCCGCCGGCUCUUGUGAGCUCGUAAUGGCAGCUUGCACGCGGUGCCUCACGUACGUGAUGCUGAGCAGAGGCGAUGCAAGAUGUCCCAGAUGUGAGGCCGAGGUGCCAGUGAAGUUCGGCAGCGCUCCUGUUUCCAAGAGACAGAGAGUAGGGCCUUCCUACGAUCCAGACAGAAGGUAGUUGCGAAAGAUGCAGAGAACAGUAGGUUAGAUUUUUGUGUACUCAAUUUUGGGUUAUUUCUUAGGAACUGUCUUGGAUCCGUGUAAAAUCAACCUUUUUCGCGGAAUUCUCCACCAGCUUCAGCGUUUGAGAUUUAACCAGGGAGAGGGAUUGGCUAAUACUCGUUCAGAGUGGGUUUGAACGCAUUCUCCUCUUUUUUGUAUACUACACAUGUAGCAGUUUUUACGUCUUGUGGCCCGCUCAUCAGCAGCGGCAUCAACUUGUACCAUGGCUUCGUUGUUAAUGCAUAAAUAAUGACCAUCUACUUCACUGGA